AGACCGUUUAGCGUGAUGACGUCAUGCGUUCACACGCUGCUUUUUCAUGGAGAAAACUUAGCGUGUUUAUGAAUUGUGUGUGAGUUGAUGAUGAUGAUGAUGAAGUGGCGUGAGAUGAAUCCCCAGCAGUGGCGGGAGUUUGUCAAUCAGGAGGUUUGUGUAACGGCUCACGAUCAGCAGCGGUUUGAGGGAUUCGUGUUCACCGUUGAUCCCGUUUCUGCCAGUUUGGUGCUGGUGAGCUUCCAGGGGACUGAUGGGGCGUUAGUCAGGGUGAUUUUGGGUCACGCAAUAAGAGAGGUUCAGGUCCUCAGGAGCGGAUCAGAUGAGACGGAUAGACGGAUGAAGAGUCUGUUUAUACCGGACACAGCGCCGGCUCUCAGUCCGGAGGAGCUCCGAUCACGCAGGGAGAGUUUGCGCGUGUGGCUGGAGAAAAACCGAGUCCCGGUCACUGAAGAUGGGCAGGAUCUGUGUGUGGCGAAUGUGCUGACGAUCAGCGCCCCCUACAGGCCUGGAGACUGCAGCUGUGCCAAUGAGAUCAUACUGGCCAGAGUUCAGAGUCUCAUGGAGAAUAAUCCUUACACUAACGGAUGUACUGAACCUUUAUUAUCAUAAACAUCUGCUGGAUUAUUCAUAUCAGACAGAUUCAGGUUUAUAUAAGAGAUUAAGAUGUUUUUUACACUGAUGUAGACACAUGUAUAAAGUUUUUUUUGAUUUCUGAUCUUCUUGUUUACAGUUCAAAUGUUUGUAAUAAAUGUUUAGAGGUGAAUGCAUGAAAACAAAUGUUUGUAUUUUUAAGGCCUGAGGGUCAAAUCCAGAAUAGCAGAAGGUGAGCUGUCAGUCUAAAUGACAGGAUGAUGUUUCUUUUAAUGAUCUGAGGCCCUGGCGUCACGAACAGGCAUUUUCGAAAUCAUAGACUUUUCUGCGCAGUUUAACCUGUUCAUGCAAACUAAAAAAACAACUGCUAGGGUGAAGUUUGUUAGAAACCUCAGUUGCAGUGUCGUGUAGCCGGUGAAACCAGAGUUUUUGGCCGAUGAUGAUGAUGAUGAUGUUUGUGCUGAGGCCAGACUCUGCAAUGGCUGUAUGGUUAGGGAUAUAUGGCCUUCUGUUGGUUUGGCAUUCAUACCAUGUUUUUGUGUGUUUAUGUGGACUAGGCCUGAGAUAAAAGGGAAUUUUUCCACUAGUAUUGGUGCUCAGUGAUGAGAGUUGAAAAAUGUCAUCAAUGUCACUUCUCACACAGCCGUCCAAUCACCGUGGAGGAAGGGUGGGACAAUAUUACAACAGCCAACAGGCGCAUCGUUCAACGACUGAUAAACAAAGCAGAAAUAAAGCGUUCAGCUGAAAAAAAGCUGGCAAGCUGACUGUUUUCAGUCACAUUUAAACGUUUUGGUGUGCACACCCCCUAAGCCCCGGUCAAAUCUCUUCACUGAACUGAAUUGUGUUAUAGCUACAGUAAAUCCUGUAAUGAACUUUAUAUAGACCUUCAACAUUUAUUCAUUUAGCUGACGCUUUUAUCCAAAGCAACUUCCAAUUGCUGUAUAUGUCAGAGGUCGCACGCCUCUGGAGCAACUG
Paramisgurnus dabryanus is the source of this 1569-nucleotide messenger RNA. RefSeq names its product gem (nuclear organelle) associated protein 6 (gene gemin6). NCBI's taxonomy places the organism in Eukaryota, Metazoa, Chordata, Actinopteri, Cypriniformes, Cobitidae. The record is from RefSeq and is a predicted model, not a curated record. Gene Ontology annotation, biological process: spliceosomal snRNP assembly; spliceosomal complex assembly. Gene Ontology annotation, cellular component: nucleus; SMN complex.